Lampris incognitus (smalleye Pacific opah) is the source of this 867-nucleotide messenger RNA. RefSeq names its product transmembrane protein 163a (gene tmem163a). The transcript is spliced from 8 exons. The record is from RefSeq and is a predicted model, not a curated record. NCBI's taxonomy places the organism in Eukaryota, Metazoa, Chordata, Actinopteri, Lampriformes, Lampridae. Gene Ontology annotation, cellular component: synaptic vesicle membrane. The coding region runs from base 1 to 867 and encodes 288 amino acids. Gene Ontology annotation, molecular function: zinc ion binding.
AUGACGGAUCCGACGACCCAGGAGUCCUACCCUGUCCCAGACCCGGCGAUCGUGGAUCCCUCCUCAGCGGCGGUGCGGAAUGGCCAGUGCGCUCCUGAUGUCCUCGCCAACAAUCACCACCCAUCCAAACGAGGCAGCCAGCCCGACCCCUUCAACACGGGCCAAGAGAUGAAGAUCACCGACAGUGUGGAGGGGGAAGGCCUCCUGGAGAGCAGCAUGCGUCUGAAGCCUCACGAGGCUCAGAGCUACAGGAAGAAGGCUCUCUGGGUCUCCUGGAUCUCCAUCGUAGUCACACUCAUACUGGCCGUGGCCGCUUUCACGGUUUCAUUCAUGAGACACAGCGCCUCAGCCUUUGGAUUUGCAUUUGAUGCCACGCUGGACGUCCUGUCAUCGGUCAUCGUCCUGUGGCGCUACAGCAAUGCAGCCGCCGUGCACUCCGCACACAGAGAGUACAUUGCUUGUGUGGUCUUGGGAGUUGUAUUCGUGCUGUCUUCCAUGUGCAUCCUGGGAAAAGCCAUCCAUGACCUGGCUACCAAACUACUACCGGAAGUGGAUGACUUCCUGUUCAGUGUGUCCAUUGUCAGCGGGCUUAUGUGUGUCGUACUGGCCGUGCUCAAGUUCAUGCUGGGAAAAGUACUGACCAGCCGGGCGCUCAUCACUGACGCGUUUAACUCCCUGGUCGGUGGUAUUAUGGGGUUCUCCAUCCUGAUCAGCGCUGAGGUCUUUAAGCACCACCCUGAUGUCUGGUUCCUAGAUGGCACCAUAGGGGUUCUCAUUGGACUCAUCAUUCUGGCAUACGGCGUCAAACUCCUGAUGGAUAUGGUGCCUCGCGUGAGGCAAACCAGGAACUACGAGCGCUUUGAGUGA